AUGGUUGUUCGAGCGACAAACAUUCCAGUUCGAAGUGAAGAGUUAACUCAAACAUCAUCGAGAAAAAGCAGCACAGCAACUGCACCUGCAAGUAAAUUUAUGCCAUUUAAAUCCAUGAGUAGUCAUCCACAUGUUUUCGUCACAAUCUCAUUAAAAGAUCAUCAUCUUUCAAGUCGAACAUCAUCAGCUGAAGGCACAAAUCCAAUGUGGAAUGAACAACUGAAACUUCCUUUCAAUCUUAAAUCUGAUGCAACCAAACGAGUUCUUUCAAUAGAUCUUUACGAUGAAGUUGUUGAAGAUCUAGUUGAUAAUGUGACAGAAGUUUAUCAAAGAAUUUCAAGCAAAUGGCUUGGAUCGCUAAAAAUUCCCCUCGCUCAUAUCUUCACUAAUCAACGCAUUGAAGGGAUGUUUGAAAUGACAAUUCCAACAGUUCUUUUAGGCUACACGAAGCCAACCUUCGCAGCAACUGAUCAAGGAUAUCAAACAAAUAAUUCCGAAGGUUUGCCUCACAUGUCAAAGAAAACUCACAUCAAUUUAUUUAUCAGUCUCGAACCAAACGCUGAAAUCCCUCGAAUGAUGUCAAACGGUCUCGAAUGCAUCGAAAUUGAACUUGUUGAACGUCAAAUCAAAAUGUGGUUUGAACAACUUAAACUUGAAUUUCCAUCACGUGUCACCAAAUGGAGUCCUUUAAUUACACUUUUAACAGGAAAGCGAGCUUGCAUCACAAGACUGUUGCAUCCAUUGAAGUUUCCUUUCGAUAAGAAUGAUGAAAUGACAGAAUUUAAAAUCAGAAGAUUUGUUUCAUUAAUUCCAUUGCAAAAUGACGCGAGUCCUUCAAACAGUUGUUGCAGUGGAUUGAAUGGCGUUUGGUUAUCAAACACUCAAAUCUUGGGAUUAAUGACGUCAUCGAACAAAGAUCUUGGAGUUCUCCUUACUUGUUAUUAUUUAGAACUUGGAUAUCCAUCGUGGCUAAUUCUUGGUUCAAGCAACACGUGUGGUGAAUGUUGUUAUGUUCUUAUGAGAAAGUCAAGCGAAUUCUUCAUCAUUGACCCAGCAAGUGGAAAGAAAUACAGCAGCAAAGAUGUUUAUUGUCCAUUGACAUCAUGCUUUUGUCUUGUCAAUCAAUACAAUGUGUGGGCGAAUAUUCAACGUGAACAGAGAAUUUUCAUGAUGCAGUUUGAUGUCAAUAGAAGCUUCGAUUGGCGACCGAUGUUUCAAAAAGUUGUUGACAUUCCUAAAGAAACCAUUCAUGACGUUACGUUUCGAUAUGAAAGAUCGUUUCAUGUCAAAGAUCUUCAACAAACAAUUCAAGCCAAAAUUGUUAAGAAAAUUAAUUCAUGGCGUUCACAUAAGAAAACGAUUUGGAAUCGAUAUGUUUGUGAGAAUCUCAAGCAAAUAUUGGAGAAGCUUGAGGACGAUGUUUGUUUCGAAAAUGACUUCGACGAUCAUGCUGAGAUGCUUAAAGCACUUUACGUAAAUUAUAAGAUCACUGGCUAUACAAUCAACAACAAAUACACAAACCUUUCAUCGAUUGUUAAUGACAUCAAGAACACUGGAAUUCACUUAAAUCUCGACAGUAAAGUUGAGUUCGCUUCGAGUGUUUACAUCAAAGAAUACGCCAACAAUGUCUUGUCAAUUUGGAUAUUUUUAAUGUCACUCACACCUAAAAUGUAA
This is a messenger RNA of Clunio marinus, 1674 nucleotides long. The record is from the annotation of a GenBank genome assembly. NCBI's taxonomy places the organism in Eukaryota, Metazoa, Arthropoda, Insecta, Diptera, Chironomidae.